Messenger RNA from Racocetra fulgida, 831 nucleotides. The record is from the annotation of a GenBank genome assembly. Lineage: Eukaryota; Fungi; Glomeromycota; Glomeromycetes; Diversisporales; Gigasporaceae.
AUGUCAGAACCAGAACAAUCAACAAGUAAUAGUUCUGUUAUAAAAAACUCUAUAACACCAUCAACCAGCCAACAAGUCCCCCUAAAAAUACUCGCGAUAGGCUCAGCUUACGAAGAUACGAUACUUUACGUAGACAAAUUCCCUCCUGAAGAUGGUAAACAAAGAGCUCAAAGGGUUGAAAAAAGAAGGGGCGGUAAUUCGGAUUUUGAAGCACGCAAUAUAAAGACUACAACAUGUAUAUUUAGGCCUAGUGCGACACAUGCCCCAGUUGCGUAUAUUAUUCACGCUGAUAAUACUGGACGUAAUGCUGCUGAAGAAGCAAAAAUGAUUGAAUAUAUUGAUACUAAAGAUUGGAGAGAUAAAGCUAUUAUAAGUGUUGAAUUUGAAAAACCUUUUAGAAGAGGAUUGGAAGUUUUAAUUGAUAAAGCCGAUGUUUUAUUUUUUUCUAAAGUUUUUGCUGAAGGUAAAGGUUAUGAUCAUGCUGAUGAAUUUUUACAAAUUAUGAGUCCUUAUUGUAAAGAAACUGCCCUUCUAUUUUGUACUUGGGGUUCAGCUGGUGCAAUGUGUUUUCAUAAUCCAACAAAAAAAUUCUUCUCGGCGCCGGCUUUAGCAAUUUCAAGUGUAGUUGAUAGUGUGGGUGCUGGUGACACAUUUAAUGCUGGUGCUAUAUAUGGCUUGUCGCAAGGAAUGCCUCCGGAAAGUUGUCUAAAAUUUUCUUGCGAAUUGGCUGGUAGAAAAUGUGCUCAGAAUGGUUUUGAUGGUGUUGUUGAGAAAAUGAAAUUAGCUGCAAUGAAAAAGGAAGAAAACGCUGCAAAUAAGCAAAUGAUUUGA